This is a messenger RNA of Anopheles bellator, 2515 nucleotides long. Its product is annotated as maltase 2-like. The transcript has 6 exons. NCBI's taxonomy places the organism in Eukaryota, Metazoa, Arthropoda, Insecta, Diptera, Culicidae. Gene Ontology annotation, biological process: carbohydrate metabolic process. The record is from RefSeq and is a predicted model, not a curated record. Bases 103 to 2022 code for a protein of 639 amino acids.
AUUUAUUCAGAGCGUCCUAUCGAUUGCUGCCGGGAUCAAAUCUGGAGCCAUCGUCGCGGUGUGAAGAUUCAAUUUGCAUAAAACUCAACGCCGGGUGCAACGAUGGCCGGGGCGCUCUGGUUCCCUUUGAUGGUGGCCGCGUUCGUUGGGCUAGCAGCCGGACAGGACGGCGAUUGGUGGCAGCGGACGGUUUUCUAUCAAAUCUAUCCCCGUUCGUUCAUGGACUCGGACGGCGACGGUGUCGGCGACCUGCGCGGUAUCCGGAACCGGCUGUGGCACCUGCGGGACGCCGGUAUCGGAGCGACCUGGCUGUCGCCCAUCUUCCUAUCGCCGAUGGUCGACUUUGGGUACGACAUCACGGACUACACCGCCAUCCAGCCCGAGUACGGCACGAUGGAGGACUUCGAGUCGCUGAUGGACGAAGCGCGCCGGUUGGGCGUUAAAAUCAUCCUCGACUUUGUGCCCAACCAUACGAGCGAUCAGUGCGAGUGGUUCCGACGGUCCGUGGCCCGGGAACCGCCGUACAGCGAGUACUACGUGUGGCAUGAUGGCCGCGAGGACGCUAAUGGAACCCGUUUACCGCCGAAUAACUGGCAAUCGGUAUUUUACGGCUCGGCCUGGACGUACCACCCGGAGCGGGGUCAGUACUACCUGCACCAGUUCACUGCCCAGCAGCCCGAUUUGAACUUCCGGCAGCCAGCCGUGGUCGAGGAGAUGAAGGAAGUGUUGCGGUUUUGGCUGCGCAAAGGUGUCGCCGGGUUUCGCAUCGACGCCGUCAACCAUCUCUUCGAGGUCGAGGACUUUCGGGACGAGCCGGAAACGGGCACUGACCGGGAUCCGCUUUCGUACGGCUACACACACCACAUCUACACGAAGGAUCUGCUCGAAGACUACGACAUGGUGUACCAAUGGCGGGCGUUGUUGGACGACUGGAGCCGACAGUAUGGUGGCGACAGUCGAAUCAUUAUGACCGAGGCGUAUGCCAACAUUACCUUCACGAUGCGGUACUAUCACGAAGGCGAGGACGGCCACGGUCAGUCGGUGCGCCGUGGGUCACAUAUGCCGUUCAACUUUCUACUGAUCACCGAUCUCGAGCGGGGCUCUAGUGCACAGGACUUUGUGUUUACCAUCAACAAAUGGCUCACGUACAUGCCGCGGGAUGCGACGGCCAACUGGGUGCUGGGCAAUCACGAUCAGCCCCGCGUCGCAACCCGGUAUGGUGCGGAACGGAUCGAUGCGAUCCACACGCUCCUGAUGACGCUGCCCGGUAUUGCGGUCACGUACUACGGUGAGGAGAUCGGAAUGGAGGACUACCGGGACGCGAUUGGUGGGACGCCGCAGGACAAUGGGGAGGCUUUUAUUGUGUUUUCGCGCGAUCCGGAAAGGACCCCGUUCCAGUGGGACGAUACGGCGAACGGGGGAUUCUCGAUCGGCCCUAGCACCUGGCUACCGGUGAAUCCCAACUACCGGACGCUCAAUCUGGCCGCACAGAAACGGGCCGAACGGAGUCACUACCGAACGUAUCAGGGGUUGGUCCGGUUGCGACAGCACGAGACAUUCCGCCGUGGUUCCAUCCAGCUCGUACCGUACUCCAGCAGCAUCGUGACGUACGUCCGGGAGCUUCACGGCAGCGACACGUUCGUCAUCGUCAUCAACCUGUCCGGUGAGAGUAGCACCGUGGAUCUGGCGUCCGUUUAUUCCCGAUUAGCUCCACAGCUUACGGUGGCCUCGAGUGGGUCCACAUCAAGCUAUCGCUCAGGCGAUAUCGUACAGUCGGAUCGGCUGCCCGUGGACGGAUACGAUGGAUUGGUGCUGUGCAGCGUUCCCGUCACGGCAAGCCACGGGCAGGACGGAGCCUCCGGCAAGCGGACCGCAUCGGAAGUGCUCUGGAGUGCGGCCAAGGACGCGGCCGUAAUUGCGUCCAUCAUAAUUGCACUGGGCACCAGCUACUAUCACUUCCAGUACUGCCCCCCCUCGUCGUCGUCGUGGGCCGGUGGCAAGUGGCCAGGUCCAAAGAAAUAAUGACACCCCCGGCACACAGGAUAGCAUGAGCCUUCCACCCACAGGUUCACAGGGUGGGAUGGUUGAAAAAAACCAGGAGCCCACACUGAACCCGCUCAGCAAUGUAAAUUAUCAUUAUUGUUCACUUCAUGCUGUCUCUGGUGGAAAAUAAGUGGCCUACAUAUUGUCCAGGUGCCUGUGUAUUUGUGUGGCUUUGCAUGUUAUCUGAUGCUUUGCGUUUGUGAGGCGGAACAGCCACUGUCCUGGCGUGGCGAUGGCGAGUCCGUGGGCCGUUGGACCGCGGAGAGUCGGGUGCUUCGCCGGGCAGUGUUAGUUAAUGAACGUGGCGCAGAAAUUGCAAAUUGAUGAGCUCCGUCAGACGACGUCGACACCACCACGGUUUAUCGGUCCUGCUCGAAAGCGGGUCCUUAGUAAAUGUGCUUCUACCUAGCGCUAGAGUUGUUCGGCACAAUUUUUCAUCCCCAACAAACGCUUCAAUGAUGUGAGUUUUGUA